Drosophila melanogaster (fruit fly) is the source of this 23041-nucleotide messenger RNA. RefSeq names its product meiotic P26 (gene mei-P26). Bases 927 to 4547 code for a protein of 1206 amino acids. Gene Ontology annotation, molecular function: zinc ion binding. NCBI's taxonomy places the organism in Eukaryota, Metazoa, Arthropoda, Insecta, Diptera, Drosophilidae. The transcript is spliced from 8 exons. The record is from RefSeq and is marked reviewed. Gene Ontology annotation, cellular component: cytoplasmic ribonucleoprotein granule; cytoplasm.
CUGCACUGCAUACAAAAGUUCGACGGGAGCAGUAAAGUAAUUAUUUGUUUAAUCCAAUAAUUAUCGACUCCAAUCAAAUUGGCGGUCUUCUGGUUGUUUUUAAUGUCCCAGAACGUGCUAAAUUCGCUGAAUCAGUGAAUAACGGAGCGGCGCUGUCGUCCAAUUUGCAUCGCCGUGUUCUUCGUCAGUGUUUGUUGUCGUCUCCUCGUUCGUCCUUAAUUUUAUUUCGUCCUUGUGCAACAAGAAGAAGCAAAAGAACAGCCACAUCAAACAGGAGGAGGAUCACUGCAAUACACAGUUUCCAAAUGCUUUAAAAAUAUUCGGCAAUAUCUAAAUAUCUAGAAAAGUAAGACAAGCAGCGAAUCAGCAACAACAAUCGAAAACACCAAACAAAAACCAAAAAACUAAGAUAAGCCGAAAGCCGAAGGAGGCUCGCAAAUUUGUUUACAAAUUUGCAAUACAUUUUAAGUAAGCGGAGGAGAAGAAGGGGUGUUUGUUGCGCAUCAGUGUGUGUGUGUGUGCGUGCGCGUGGAUUGUAUAGGUCCUUCGCUCAUUUUUACCCCGACGAAACGAACUAUUGUUGGCCUUUUCUUGCGGCAAUAGAAGGGACCUCAAUUGGAAUGGCCCUCGUGGGAGAGCGGAGGGACAUUAGGGAGCAGCAGAAGUAGCAGCAGCAGCAGCAGCAGCAGCAGGAUUAGGAUCAGGAAUAGGAUCAGGAAUAGGAUCAGCAGCAAAUGCAAGCAAGCGCAAAGGACUAGAAAAGCAAGCAGCGACCAGAAUUUAGGAGCCAGGAAAUACGGAAUUGCAAUCAGGAAACAGGAACGGGAACGGGAAAAGCAGCCCAAAAACAAUAAAACAAAAGGAAUCCAUUGAAUCGACAAAAGACAAGAACUUGUUGUAUCAGAGCAGCGCCAAAAGAAAGGACAAUGACUACUUUGGAGGAGCCUGUCCAGGCGGCGGACACGGUCGAUCCGUGUCCUCCGGGGAUUCCCAAUCUGAAAACCGUUCUCAGCGACGAUGCCUCGAACUCAUCGGUGCUGGAGGACAUCGAUGUGAGCAAUACGAGCAGCAGUAGCUCCAGUUCUAGCAGCUCUAGCUCCAGCUCUGGUUCCUGCUCGGGAUCGGGCACCGAUACGGACACCGGCAAGGGUAGCAGCAAUGUCGGCAGUCUGGAUGUGACUAGCUCAUCGAGCAUUGGUUCAGAGACUUCCAUCUCAUCGACGGGCUCCACAGCCAUUGCAGGACCAUCCACUUUGCUAGACGAUUCGAACUCAUCCGGACUGGGCCUGGUGGUGGAUGUGGAUAGCAACGGGAGCAGCCAGGAGCUGAGCAGCCACGGCGUCACCGAGCUGGACUCGCUGGAGGACUCGUGCAGCGGCCUAAUGAUCAAGGAUGGGGAUAAGCUAUGCAAGCUGUGCAGCUUACGCCUCGUGAUGCCGCGCAUCUUGUCUUGCCUCCACGUAUUCUGUGAGGACUGCCUGCAGGCAGUGGUAUCGAAGGACACGAUGUCGGCCAGCUCGCCCAACAGCUGCUCCUCGUCGUCGUUCGAUGGCAGCGAGCACCAGAACCGUUUGUCCGCUGUGUUCAUCGAAUGCCCCGUGUGCAAGCAGGAGACACCGCUGGGACCCAAGGGUAUCAAGGCACUACCCUGCGACUAUAUCGUGACCAAUAUACUGGACCUCUCCAAUUUGGAGUCCGAGCACAUUGUGUGCACAUCGUGCAAGAGCAAAGAGGAGGCCAUUUCGCGUUGCAACGACUGCGCCAACUUUCUUUGCAAUGGCUGCGAUAACGCCCAUAAGUAUAUGCGUUGCUUCGAAAAUCACCAUGUUGUGCGCAUCGAGGAUCUGACCAAGAACGUCCACGACAAGCUGAUCAUCCAUAAGCCAGUGUUCUGCCCACAGCACGUAAGCGAGAAUCUCAAGUACUAUUGCUUCACCUGCCAGGUGCCCACGUGCAAUGAUUGCCUGCUGAGCGAUCACAAGGGCAGCGAUCAUCAUUAUGAGACGGCCACGGUGGCGGAGCAGGCGGUUCGAGCCGAUCUCGAGGAAACACUGAGUGAUACGCUCAAGAAGGCCGACUACUGCAACGAUGCGGGUAGCAAUCUGGGCAGUGCCCUCACUGAACUCCAGUCACAGCACGAUACUGUGCGGCAGCAAAUCGAGGAUGCCUACAAGUGCUACAAGCGUAUGCUAGAAUCGAUCAAGGAUCAGAUGCUUAACGAGCUGGGACGCUUGCACUCGGAUCGCGAGCUAAAGAUCAUGGAUCUGAUGCAGAGCAUGGAGAAUACUAUGGGCAAGCUGCAGCACGCUGCCCAGUUUGGCCAGCGGGCUGUCGAUAAGGCCAAUUCCAUAGAGUUUCUGCUGCUGAAGCCCAUCAUCAGUGCCCAGUGCUUGAAUCUCAUGGAGCAGACGCCCAAGUGCGAUAUCAACUAUCAGCUGCAAUUUGACUCGAAGCCAGAGAUGUUCGAGCAAUUCGCCAGGGAGAUGUUUGGCAAAUUUCAAACGGAUCACAUUGACUCUAGUCCCAAGAAGCUGGGGAUGACCCAGCAGCUGCAACAGCAACAGCAGCAGCAGCAGCAGUUGCAACAGCAACAACAUCAGCACCAGCACCAAGUGCAACAACAACAGCAUCAUCAUCAGCAGCAGCAGCAGCAGAAACAGCAGGUGCAGCAUCAACAGCAGCAGCAAAAGCUGCAGUUGCAGCAACAACAGCAGCAUCAACACAACUCAAACAAUUUGAUUGUCGGCCAUCGUGGCAGCUCCUCUGUCCAAGGGCGCCUGACCUCAGCUGUAUUUAGCCCCAUCUCGCUGCCCUCCUCGCUGCAGAGUUCCUUCGAUGGCGACACCAACUCGGUGAUGAGCAAUUUCUCCAUGAUGGACUCGCCGCCGCAGCCAUCAUCGCAACAGCAAUUGCCAUCUGCCCAGCAGCAGUCUCAGCAGCAGCAGCAGCAACAGCAGCAGCAACAGGCGGUGGUGCUGCAGCAGGUGCAACAGCAGCAGAAGCACCAGCAACACCAAGUGCAGCAGCAGCAACAGCAACAGGUGCUGCAUCAGCCAACAUCGGCCCAGUCCAUGCCGCAGCAGUUGGGUCAGCUCGUUGCACCGCAGGGAAUUGUCCAGCAGGCUGGACAUGUCAAUCUCAACGCUGGUCCCGGUCCGAAUAUAUCCAUCAAUGGACUGGGCGCCGGUGGUCCGCCACCUAGUUUUAGCAUGCUGGAGUACAACAUCUCACGACUGGCCAGCUUGACGGAAACAAUGCCAGACACCCUCAACGAUGCACUGGCUGUUGGUGGAGGAGCAGCCGGACCCGUUCCGAAUGUUGUGGCCCAAGUGCCUGGUGGUUCGGCCGUGACUGGUGCAGCCGUAGUGGGAGCAUCGCAUGCGCAUCAGCAGCAAUCGCAGGCCGUAAUGCCGGCAUCGGCGGUCACUCCAACGCAGCCAAUUACCUUGGCUGACAUCCUAUCGGGCGACCAGCGGGCGCUUAAUAAUCUCCAGGCGCUGGCCAAGCUGGGACUCAACAACAAUGAUGAUGGGCUUUUGUUGAACGGAUCCUCAACGGAAAUUGAUUUUUUGUCAGAUUUCUGCAUGCCACCGGCUACAUCGCCCAGCCUGCAGUCCCUCAAUCCAAUCGUUGGUGGCGUGGAGGACAUGGGACUCAAUAACUUCCAUGCCGUGGCUGCGCCAGGCACCACCAGUGUGGUCACCGGCCGGAACAAGGCCACUCCGAUGCAGAUCCGUUGCAAAUUCGGUUCACUGGGCACCGCCAAGGGUCAGUUUAAUUCACCACAUGGAUUUUGCCUGGGCGUCGACGAGGAGAUCAUCGUGGCGGACACGAACAACCAUCGCAUCGAGGUCUUCGACAAGAUGGGUGCCCUCAAGUUCCAGUUCGGUGUGGCCGGCAAGGAGGAGGGCCAGCUCUGGUAUCCGCGCAAGGUGGCCGUGAUGCAUAACAAUGGCAAAUUUGUGGUCUGCGAUCGUGGAAACGAACGUUCUCGCAUGCAAAUCUUUUCCAAGUGCGGACACUUUAUGCGCAAGAUAGCUAUUAGAUACAUUGAUAUCGUGGCUGGCUUGGCUGUCACAGCUAAGGGUCACAUUGUGGCCGUGGAUAGCGUGUCGCCCACCGUCUUUGUGAUCUCCGAGGAGGGAGAAUUGGUUCGCUGGUUCGACUGCAGCGACUAUAUGCGCGAGCCCUCCGACAUCGCUAUACGAGACAACGAUUUUUACGUGUGCGACUUCAAAGGCCAUUGCGUGGCCGUUUUCCAGGACGACGGCACAUUCCUCUAUCGCAUUGGCAACGAGAAGGUCACUUGCUUCCCCAAUGGCAUUGAUAUAUCAAAUGCCGGUGACGUGCUCAUCGGUGAUUCGCACGGCAAUCGCUUCCACGUCGCCUGCUAUUCCCGCGAAGGCGCCCUUCAGUCCGAGUUCGAGUGUCCCCAUGUAAAGGUUUCCCGCUGCUGCGGACUAAAAAUCACAUCCGAGGGCUAUGUGGUUACGCUGGCAAAGAAUAAUCAUCAUGUUCUAGUCCUGAACACCCUCUAUGUUCACUGAUUGCAAAUCAAAGCGCGCAACAAUCGUCCAUCAGUCGAUAUGAACAAAUAUAACUACAAAUACUCGUCGGGCAAGAUAUACGGAUGUCGACGGCAGCAGCAAUCAACAAACACCAGCAAUAGCAACACCAUCUGCAACAGCAACAGCAACAGCAACAGCAACAGCAACAGUAAUAGCAAUAGCAAUAGCAACCUCAACAUAAAUAUCUUGGCAAGGAGUCAACACACCGUACACUGCAAUAACAACAGUCAACUGGACAAGAUAAGCAGGAUAAGUAGCAUGAGCAACAUUUGCCUCAUCGACAGCAACAGCAACAGCAACAUCAAUCAACAACCAUUGACUACAACAGCGUCAAUCAUCUAAUAGAACCGAGAAGCAAGAAUUAGAACAAACUAAGACAUUGACACCAUCAACAGAUGCAGAUAGCAGAUGCAACUAUACCAAAUGGGCAUAUAUGUAUGAAUCAAAAUGUAUAUGUAUAUAUAUGAGUGGGGAAUGCUAAUAGACUAAAUACGAAUGAUUAACUACGAAUACGUGAAAAUGAAAAGGUCGAGCUCCUAUUUUUUUUUCCCCGUUUAUCUGUAUAGUCCCCUAUCAACGUUCGAAUUCUUAAAGCUGAUCAAAUCUGCGGCUGCACAGACUCGCUCUAUAUAUAUGGAGUACAGCUGGAGGCAAAUGCAAUGCGUUGAAUGCGACUUGAAACACAUUUUGUUUAAUGCGAAACACGAGAAACGUUGCCGCUGCAACCGUAUGAAACACAUAAACAAACCAAUAACAGAUGAUAAACAAAAUGCAACAAAUACUAUUUUUGAUCUCUAAUUUAAAAACAAUUAGCGCUACUACUAAAAAAAAACAAAAACAAACAUCAACAAAUGUAACAAGGAAAAACAAAACAAAAUAUAAAUAUAACAACAAAAACGGUGGAAAAACAAGAAGAAUCGACAUGAAAACUUCGAAUAUUUUCAAAACGUUUAUAAAAACAAAAAACUCUUUUUAAAUUGUUUUUGAUUAUAUUCCUUUUUAAUUGAAUUUUUGUUCUUGUUAAAAUUGUCAUAACACACACACACACACACACGCCACACUCACACAAACACGACUACUUUACAUGUUACUUAUUAUCUAUAUAGACAUAUAUAUUGUUAUAUCGACCGAUUAGCUUUUUUGUGCAUACCCUUCCAGAAUCUUUUUCUAAAAAAACGAAAACAAGAAAAAAAAAAAAAAAACGAAACACGCAUAUAUAUAUCUACACCUAGUAUACAACAUCUAUGUAUAUCUAGCAAAAUGUGCAACUUUUGUGCACAGGUUUUUUGCUAACAAAUAAGGAAGUAAACAAUUUGUUGAGGGCGUCAUCAGAGGUCGCGUACAGGCAAUAAUUAUAGAAGAAGAUGAAAUCUAAGUAGUUUAUUUCGAUUUCAAACUGAAACCAAAACACUAAGAUACAAUUUCAGAAAAUAACAAAAACUGUUUAGGUUUUUCCUUACGCUGCUUAUAUAAGGUGAUAUCUAUUUAUAUAUAAAUCUAUAUGAGUAUAUGAAAACAAAACAAAACAAACUAUAUAUAUCUUAAACAUAUAUGUGAAAUCCUAUGACUAUAUGACUUUGCCAUAUAAUAUACAAAGCAGGACGAGAGAAGAGAGUAGGGAGUUAGGCAUAUAGGGAUAGCAAGGGACGGAGGAUGACGGAACGAAUGGAGGCAACACACAACACAACACACCACACGACAGAUAUGAUAUCCAGAGACCCAGAGAUCUAGAGAUUCAUAGAUCCAGAGAAUACAUUCGAUAUGUAUCAACUAAGUGCGUUCAUCACGAUAGAGAUCAUCCGACAUAAACUACAGACAAGAACUCAACAUACAAAUUAAUCUGUAAGCUAAAAAAAAAACAAACCAAACAAAACGAAUGCAGAUCGCAUUAGGCCAACAACUAUAAUAACUAAUACAUCAGAUUUGAUUGAACCUACAGAGAUGACAUACGCGUAUCUGUUAAGUUCUUAUAUACAUUGUUAAAGAAGCAAAACACACAAAAAGAAAAAAACAAAAACAAACGAUAUUCCUUUUGCUUAUAAACAAACAAAACAAAAAUGCAAUACACACGUGCGCAUUUAAGCGACAGAUGUGCACACAAACAAACACACACACACACGUACACCACAAAACAAAGCAAAAACAACACCCAAAAACACUCACGAUUUAUAUAGACGAUAUAUAGACAACCAUUUAAGAUGAUAUAUAUAUAUAUAUAUAUAAAUAAAUAAAUAUAUAUUUAUACAUAUGUAUAUAUAUAUAUAUAUAUAUAUAUGUUCGGAUACAUGCAACAUUUCUUUCCCGUUGUAAUACAAUAUAAGGCUGGUUUACUCCCAAGACAUUAUUAUUUAUCUAUAUACAAAAUAACAUUUUUUAAUUGUGUGAAUUUUAUCAUGUGAGAGGCGUUAGGUAGAACAAAAAAUGGCGAUUAAUUUAAACGAAGUUGGGCGAGAAAGCAAAGCGAAGCAAGCAACUUAUUUUUUAUAGGCUGUAACAACCACAUUUAUUAUAUACAUAUACAUCUAUGUGUACAUCUACAUUAAUAUGUGACACACACACACACACACACACACGCCCAUACACCCAUACUCAUCCACACACAUAAGGCAUAACAACGAAACGAAUCCUUUGUAUUGUGAACAUUAUGAUAUCCUGUUAUUUGUUAGUUGUGUUCGAAACUAUGCGAUUCCUUUUUUAAAUGUUUUAAACAGCAAAAAUCUUAUGUUAAUCCCAUCAUUGGCAUUUGUGUACCACAAUGCGGCGCGGAGCUAAAAACUGUUUUAAAUCUUGUCAUUUUUCUAAUUUUAAUUGCUAGUUUUAGUCUAGUUUAAACAACACGAGAGCAUUAAAGAGCGUGUUUGGUUUAUGUUAAAUGUUGAGUUGAGUUGAGUACUAAACAAAUGGACUGUGGUCGAUCGCGAAGGCCGCACCGUUUGCAUUAACCAUCAUUUACUAUUGUCAUUAUUAUUAAUUAUUAUUAAUUAUUAUUAUUAUUAUUAUUGUUUAGUUUUUACGUUGUUACAUUGUGAGGCUACACACAAUUCUGUUUACAUCAUUAUGAUGUAGUGUAAUCUAUAUGUAAUAACAACAAACUGCGAAAGCCAAUGUGAAACGCUUCUGUUUAUGUUAUACCACUGAAAUUAUGAUCAUUUUACUAUAUACAUUAUAUUUAAAACACUAUGUACCCCAAAGUUGUUGAUGGUAGACGAGACGAGGAUCUUACAAAUGCAAAAUGAUACUAAGCAAGAGCGAAAGAGAGAGAAAAAGAGCGAGAGAGAGAUAGAUAGAUAGAGCGAGAGAGAGAGAGAGGGUAAAAAAUGCAAUUUUUUAUGAAACAAUUUGGCUGUUGAAAUAUAUAAUUUUUAAUUUAAUUACGUUUUCGCAUUUCGUUUAUUACAACUUAGGCCCCAAAGCAAAUGUUAUAGAUUAUGAAUUGAAUUUACAGCGAAAUCGCCAGGAUUUCGGUUGAGCACCUUUCCUUAAACCACCUAAACUUUCCUUUCCAUUUUCGCAUAAAUACUUUAAAAUCUUGUCGCGCUGCAUUAACUACGGAAGUAUUAAGAUGAAACAUUUUGCUAAAGACAAUGGAAACACUCAAAUGCAAAGUAUACCAAAAGAAUUGUUUUUAAUAUCCUAAUCGUAUUUGUAUGUGUAUAUGUAUGUUUACCUUUACCUUUUUACUUGAUUGCGUUUAAAUUCGAUUUAAACUUCUUGUUUCCCAAUUGAUUGUCUUUUUGUCUUUGUCUUAGUCAGCAGAAUUUUCUGAAUUUCUGUGACCACCUAAUUAGGAAAACCAAACUCGAAAACUUUUAUAGAAAUAUACGAAACAACAAAUAACAAAUGAAAAACAAAAAUCCAAUAAAAAAAAUACCAUUUUACAUUUGUUUAUAGUUUUUAUGGAAAGCCCUCAAAAUGAAAUUGUAAUUCCACACGCUUUUAUUUUACAAACUUAAACGAUCACAACAUAAAGAGGUUACAUUUACUAUAUUAAUUUUGUGUUUUAUUUUUAUUUCCUCUCUCUUUGUUGAAAUCACAAAAUGGAAAAAGUCAAUUGUUGCUUUAACGAAAAUUAUGAAUUAUGAAUUAUAAUUUAAGUUUUAGGUUGGAUAAGCAAAUGAUAUUAAGUGAAAUUGUAUAUGAUUUUUAAAACAAACAAACAAACAAACAACUUUUCCACACGAAACACACAAAACGAAGAGGAAAACAACAAAUUUAUUUCCUAUGGCAUACAAAUUUUUAAAAUGAAAAAAAAAACCAAAUAAACAUAAAUGUGCUUAAGUUUAAAUCAAAUUUACAAUUUAGUUGAGAUUACGCAACUUAACGACGAUAACAUUUUACUAACUACGUAUAAACUAUAGGAUUUCUAGUGAAAAUAUAUACAUACAUAUAUAAUAUAUAUUUACACACCUGUAUAUAUUUGUAUUAUGUAUACAGUUAUGUACGAUUAGCGAAUGGCCCAGAAGGGGGGCGUGGCCAGGAGAGGGGCGGUACUACCACUAGUCAGCGACAAAUACUAAUUACUAAUUAAUUACUACCAAUUACCAAAACCCAAAUCGAAUUGAAUAGAAACGAAACCCAAGCCGAUGAAAUAGUAACUAGCAUUGGACGCAGAUUUGGACAUGUUGCCAUUUAACAUUUAACAAUUAACAAUUAACAAUUAACAUUUAACCACUAACACCGACUGACAAAUAUUGACCAAGGCCGCCCUCCCACCCCCUUCUCCGCCUACCCCCGCCACCCACUGCGCUCUAGUUUUCAAUGCCGAAAGCUGCAUAAAAAGCAAUAAAAAAACACAAACGAAAGUGAGGAAUGAGAAUUUUCUUAGUUGCCUACGCUGCAAAUUGUGACAAAGUGAAAGCUUUCCACCUCAACUCUAUACAUCAAUAGUUUAUCAACAUUUGUAUACAAAUAUUACGAGUAAUAUAUACAUUAAUUUUCGAUUCGUAUUCCCCGUACUUUAUGGUUUUUACUUCACUCUAUUGUAACUCAGCGAACUCAGUAAAACGAAAGUAAAACCUGAAUAUAACUUAUUAAUUAGAAAGUAUCCAAAUUUACACAGACAACUGAACACCACACAUGUUUCUCAAUCACUCGAUAUACUUGUAGUUAUGUUUAUUACCAAUCGACACACGCAUAUUAUUAUGAUUAUUAUUAUAAUUAUGAUUAUGAACUCUAUAUAUAUAUACAUAUAUAUAUAUAUAUAUAUACAUAUAUUGUCGAUAAUUGGCGAGAUCAAAUCGAGAAAUCAAGCGAAUGAAGGACGAACCUUUUGAUAAAGAUGCUGCCAAAGAUUUUUUAUACAAUGUGUAUGUGGAAAAUUCGAAGAGCGGAGAACCAUUUAGAUUUAUUACGAAAGUGUAGCCUAUUGAAUAUAUUGUCCACCUUAUUUUUACGAUAAUUAUUUGAUUAGUUCGGUCAAGUGUAUUAAUUUUGUUACUCUUUUUUUUUUUGUGGUCAAAAUAAAUGAAACGAAAUGCAAACAAAAGCGAGAUAUUUUUGAGACUUUUGCUCAAAAGCCAAGCCAGUAAAUGUAAAACCAAAAUGUACUUGCUAAGGAUUCAAGAUUCACGAUAACCGAUAAACAUUUAACGAUUAUGUAUAUCGAAGUAUUUGAAGCUGGAUUUGUUGGCUAAUUUUGUUCCUCGAUGCGACGCUUAAAACAAAAACACACACUUUCGUGCGGAUGUAAGACAUAAACCACUAGACAUACAUAUACGAUAUACAUACAUAUUGAUCGGGCAGAUAUAUAGAUUCGAUUCGAUAUGUCUACAAUCAAAUGAGUCAUGGUCACGAUGGCUUAGCUAAGUACACACUAAACACCACACACAACACACCGAGUACACAACGCCUCCUGCUCCACCACCCACUCCACCACGCCAUCAGUCACCACCCACUGGCACCUUCAAACACCUCCAAACACCUUCAAACACCCCACCCCCGCCCCUCAUGAUUUGCCCAGUUAAGUAACUCGUUAUUCGACUUGUAUCAUACUUGCAUUUAGUUCAAUUCCGAGACAAGAGCCACAAGUAACUAACAUAAAUCGAUGGUAAUGAAAGCAUGAAAUGAAAAAUAAAAAACAACAAACAAAACCACAAGAGGAAAAAAAAAACAACCCAAACAAACGCUUUAUACAUCAAAUUAUUUUAAUAUAAAUGUAUAACAAGACAUAUAUCUAUAUAUACAUAUACAAGCAGACAUAUACAAAACCAACAACAAAUAUAUUACGUAUUUUAGUUAAAGCGAAGUACAUUUUUUAAGGAACUAAUUCAAAUAAAUGAAACUCAACCUAUAUAGACAGUCCCCAAUUCAAAAGGCGGAGACGUUCGAUGAAAAAAAAAAAACAAAACAAAACAAAUUUACUAAAUUAUUUAUACAUGCGUACAUAUACUUACAUAUAUGUAAAACAAUAAUUGAUAGAAACAAAGAGGAAAACAAAAAAAAUGAACAACAGAAAUACAAUCUAGUGUACGUCAAUUUUUUGAUGAUAUUUUUCGCCUUAUUAUAGAGAAACAAAACGGGAACGAUGGGAAACCGAAAUUCGAGGUAAAGAGUUAAUUGAAACCGAGUGAAGUUAUGUAAUUCGGCUUCCACUAGGUCAAAACCAAAACCAAAAAAAAAAAAAAACUAAAAACAACACUUUUUAAAUGAAAGCAGAAGAAUUUUUUGGGAUUUAUUUGCGAGCGUAGAACGGAGAUCACAUGUCAAGUUGAUAGGAAAUAACAAAAAAAUGGAAACACUAAACGACAAGCAAUCAAUUACCAAAAAAACAAAACAAAAAAGAAUUAUAUAUUAUACGGAUAAAUCAUAAAUAACAUUAAGCGAUGGAAACUGAACGAAAACCAACAGCAACCACAACCAAUAUGUAAUCAAAAGCAAGUUUACAAUACACACAACAACUAAAACUAAAAACAAAACACUAAAAACCAAACAUUAUCAACAAUUAAAAACAACAGAAUAAUAUUGAAGAGAAAAACCUACAAAGUCGAAACUAAAAGCAAGCAAAUCAAUUAAACACUUUUAAAAAUCGAUCUAGCCAUUCGACAAGUAAAACAUUUUACCUAAUACUAUUAAAACCACUAAACAAAAAAAACUAAACAACUAUUUGAUGAUUUGCCGGCUAUGAAGAGAGAAGAGCAAACAAGUUCCUCAAUUUUAUGAUUUAUGUAUUUAAACAAUUUUAUUUUACGCUUUAGUUACUAUAGUUUCACUUUAGCAUCGUAGCAUUUUUGUGUAAUAACUUAACACUCACGAAACAAUUGUUGAUAAUAUUGAGUUGUGUUCAGCUUAUGUGAAUUAUGUGAACGAUAUAUUAAUAUGUAGGUAAAUUUAAAAUAUAGAGAAAACCAGGGAUUGAAAAGUAAUUAAGUGUGGAAAUCUGGAAAUUUGUACGCCCCCUUAUUACUUUGUAAAACCUCCAGAAAUAAAAACGAGCCAAAAAGAAUUUAUGAAACAAUAUACUGAACAUUAAACACUUGAUUUUUCUUUUAACCUUUAAGCAUUUAUAUCUUCUGCCUAACAAAAAAAAAAAAACUCUCUGUUCAGAUAUUGCAUUUAAGUCAUCGACCAUUUAAUGCUUUUCGCUUGAUCUUAAUGUUUAGAAAAUAUGUAGAUUCCCAAACAAAAAGAAAAAAAAAUGUCAAAAAACCCAAAGAGAGGCUAACAAUGUAAAAAAAAAAAAACUCCCUGGUCGAGUUGUUGUGUUAAAUUUGCGUACAUAUCACUGGGAAUUAUUUACACUAUGCUACCAAAAAAAAACCAAAAACAAACGAACGAACGAAAAAACAAACACAAGAAACCAAAAACAAAAUGAGAAAUGUGAAUUUUUUGGCAUAAUGUUUACACACUGUGCCGAUAUUUAUACACCAUAAUGGGGAUUGGUUUUUCGAUUUCGGUUUUACACAACACCAAUAUGGUUUUCUUCGAUCGUUUGUUGCUCACCAUUUUUUUUUUGUUUUUUUUUUGUCAGUGUAUGUUUGGUGCGUGCAAUUGGGAGUGUAGUGUUUUUGAAUAUAUUAUAACUAAGCGCAUAUGUCUUAUAGUGGAAACAUCACACAGAAACUAAAACUAUAGUGCCAUGAUUCAUGAUAGACAAAUGAAAAACGAUAUAAGGAUAAUGAAUGAUGAAUUGUUUAUUGAUGUGCUGUAACAUUUAGUGAGUCCUUUUUUGACAACCAAACCAAACAAAACCAAAUAGUGGAUACAAAAAUUAUAUACAUGCAUAUUUACUAGUUUAUAGCGAACCAAAAGCAAAACCAAAACCAAAAUCAAGUUAGUAACAACAAAUUGCAAUACGAAUACGAAUAAAAGCUUUUCGUGUUUUGGGCCAGAUGGAAGCUAGGAUCGGAAAACUUGAUCGGGAUAUGAGAUGGAGCUAAGCGGCAGGAUACCAUAUGAAAACAGAAGCAAUUAGAAAGCUUUUAUUUUUCUAGAAUUUUAAAACCAAACAAGAAAACCAAAAGCCUAACAGCUAGGAAAACCAUAAAACUAAAGCUAAUGAACAUGAAAAACCAACUUCCUAAUUUCUCUCAGCGCAAACGAAACCAAACAAACUUAAAUUAACAAACUAACACUAACUAGUAGCGAACAAACAAAAUGGCAUUGUGGGUGUAUACCGAUAUAUCCGUUAUAUCCGAUAUAUCCGAUAUGAGUACUAGUCUUAGAACCAUAGAGCAAUAAAAAACAUAGCAAGUAAUGCCGAUUCAAAAUAAAUUGUCUCUGGGGUUGUUCAAAAAAAAAAAAGAAGAAAAAUAGUAUGAAUGCGUUCAACAAACCGAUGAGAAAUGCAAAUGAAACCAACAUUUUUAUGUGUAGCGAAUAUUAUGGAAAACAAAAUUUACACAAUUAACAGUAAACAACACAAUUAUACAUAGCUCGAUAAUAAUGACAAAUUAUAUAUAUAUACAUGUAUAUUCGAAUUAAGAUAUGACCAAAAAAAAAAAAACCAAUAGAAACCGAAAACUUUUCCGCGCCUUGGCAAAUUUUUAAGUAACAUAUAUAUACAUAUAUAUAUAUAUAUAUAUACAUAUAUAUAUUAGUGUAUAGAUACCAAUUUAGUGGGCAGGAGUAUCCAGAUCGGAGCGAGCUACACUGCAAGAAACUUUGCCACACCACUAAGACAGAGAAACCAGACAACGAUGUUAGGUAAACCCAAAGAACGAGGUGUGCUAGCAAAACCCAAUCCAAAAAAAGCAAAUACGCAUAGAUAUUAUCCAGUCCGCAUAGAGAACAAAUAAUCGACAUUUUUAAGCAAACGUAAUGCAAAACCCAAUAAACUUAAACGAACAAAUUCCCUGUGUUGUCAAAUGGCUUUAAACAAAAAUGCGAUUGCAAAUGCGAAUGAAUAAUGCGAAUAAACAAUGUAAAAUGAAUAGUGGAAAACCCAAAAACCCAGAUACGAUUUGUAAACCAUAAGCAGAUAUUUUGUAAGCUAAGCAAAGUGUAGAGGAAAACAUUUUUGGGGUCGAGUGCAGGAACACAACAAUAUUUUUGGGCACCAAAUAUACAGUCAACUUAUUGUAUUGCAUUACGAUUACGAAUACGAUAACGAUAACGAUAUUUAUACAUAUACUACCUAUAUAGGACUACGACUACGUAUGACGAUGAAAAUCAAUUGAUGAAUCGAUGAAAAGUAUGAAAUAUAUGAAAUAUGAUAAAUGAUAAAUGAAAAACACGAUUUUCCAGCAGUUCGCCAACGACGAGUGCGACAAUGGAAACCCAAAACUUACAAACAUAUUACCAUUAGAAUGUUUUAUGAAUUAUAUACACCUUAUAUACAUGACAUAUACAUGACAUAUACAUGUGUAAAUUAGCCUAAACGAUAAGAUGUUGAAUGAAUUUUAUGUGAGUUAUUUUUGAUGUUGUAUAGUUAAAAACGAAAGCAUAACAAACCAAAACAAUCUCCCUUUAAGCAACCAAAGCGAUAACAAAUUACAAUUGUUGGGCAUUUUAAUGAAACUAAAAAACAUACAGAGUGCAAUACAAUAAAAAACAAAAACGAUAAAAAACAUUAAAAAAAAUAAUAAAAAAGUAAGAAAAGAGCAAACUUAAGGCACAGCAAACAUUUUUUUUCGAGCGGUUCGAAGCGAUAUAUAUAUAUAUAUAUAUAUAUAUAUAUGUUUACUCAAAAUACUACUCGUAUUCAACAAGAAUUUUUGAAUUUUCUUUGAGAAUCGACGACCGACAAAACAAACAGAAAACUAAAAAAAGCUGCCUCAGAAGUAAAAAUUGAAUUAACUCAAAAAUUUACUAAGCGAUUAUAUAUACACAUAUAUAUUUCAUAUGGACAGUGGGCGCUAAAAAAGUAGCCACUGUUUAUAUAUUGCAACUCGAACAAAUGGAAUUUUACCAAGAACGCAAACCGGAAACGGAAAUGAAAUGCCGUUUCAAGCGAAAGCGAAAGCUAAUGCGAAACUAAAGACAACACCAAAACACACAAAUGAUUUAAACAAAUUUACAAAAAAAACAAAAAAACUUGUGUAUUUGUAUUCUCGUUUCUUUUGUAGGGCAGCAUUUAGUUUGUAGCACAAGGGUUAAGGGCAAACACCAAUAAUGAUUAAUGCGAUUUAAUUAAACAAAAAAAAAAAUGUGUGAAGUUUUGAAAACAAAGCAUAUGACAAGCGCAUAUGAAAAUGUUCCUCUAGAACCAAGCUAAUCGAAAUUGUUUCAUCUAUCCACAUCUGACCGACCCUUGUGACCUUUUCAAUAUCGAAUCUGAUUUGUGGCUAGGCAAACUUUACACAUUUAAUAAUAUAUACACAUAUACAUACAUAUAUAGUAUUUAGCGAAAAGGGAAGGCGCAGAUUUAAACUAUUUACAUACUUAUAACUAUGUGAACUACAGAAACCAACUUAUACCAUUUUUGCUGACUGUACUCCUUAGGCUUUUUACACCUUUUACCAUUUUACUCGCAAACGGCAGACUAUUUAACGAACGAUAAGUAAAACUCUUGCAUGCCACACACUCAAACUCAAAACUCAAAACUCCAACUCAAAACUAAAACUCCAACUCGAACACAACUCAGAUAUACAUAUGUACAUACUUAUAUGUAUAUUCGUAUAUGGUAGACAUGAUAUAGAUUCUGUGGCAGCACCCUAUAUACACAUAAAGUACAUAAAUCUGAGUAUGAUGCCUCAAGAAUAAGUUUGAAUUGUUCGGAGCAGGUGACUCCUGAACUCCUAUAUAGAACCCCAAUAGUCCAUCAAUCCCUCGGAUAGAACCCAGCCCCCUCCCGCCUGUGAUAGUCUUGAAUCGAUGAUAUAUAUAUAUAUAUAUACAUAUAUAUAUAUAUGCAACUAAUUUGUUUAAUUUUUGGAAACCCCUAUUUCUCACAACUAGUUUCGAUGCGCGCGUGUGUGUGUUUUGCUUUGAUAUGCUUUACAUAUAUGUACGUAUUGAAUUAUUUAUAAAAUAUACAACUUAGCGUUUACAAAUAUUAUACAAAUUUUGAGAAGUAAACGAGGAUAGUAAAACAAAUAUUGACAAUAUUCAUUUGUUGAGCCGUACACCCCAAAAACCUUAGACAUAUCUUUAUGUUGCUGUCAAUUUCGUUGUUUAGGCGCUUUUUUCAACAUUAGUCAAAAGGCAAAGUUUGCAGUUUGAGCAAUUUUUUGCGAUAGUUAAAAACUAAAUACGAAAAUUGCUAGAAAUUCAAGCAAACCCCCCCCCCCCCCACAAAAAAAAACCAACGACAUAUCCUUCUUUUUUGUUUAAUUAAUUGACAGAAUAGUUGAAAUUUAAGCGAGAAGUGCUUGUGACCCCAAUUCCUGCGUUUGGUGACCCCGAUUUCCCAGCAGCAAUGGAAUAACGAACACACACAUGCCUACACUGAGCGAACUUUUGAACCAAUUAUACAAUAAAGCAUUAUAAGAACAAAGAUAGCAUUCUAAAUGGUAACAGUACCUUUAACGAAACUCAUACGAUAGAUAACUCUGAAGUAUUUGAUUUGGAUUUGGAUUCUGAUUUCGAUUUCGAUUCGAAUUACGAUUCAAUCUGCCAGCAGCAAUCUUCAUCGAAUAUCAAUUUUCGAGCUGACAAUAUUUUAUUGAAUAUUGUGCCAUAAAGCGAAUGAACUAUAUUCAAUUGAAUUUUUUAGCAUUCAGCUAGCUAUCCAUCCCCCCAAAAUGAGAAAUCUUGAUUUUGUAAUUUUUUUGCAAAAAUGGUUUCAUUUAACAAUUAUAUCUACACACCAUUUUACGACAAAAAGUAUCUACAGAUAUUUUUGUAUAUUUAACAAGAACGUGAGAAACUUCAAGAUCCCCAAAAAAUGAAAUUUGGUCCGAAUUUUUUCAGGCAGCAUGACAAAUGAAUCGUAUUAUCAAGGAACGACAUAUAUAUAAAUGAUAUAUGUAUAUAUAUAUACAUAAAUAGUGCGUGUAAUAACUAGAAUCACAUAAUUCCAUCCACUUUUGAUAUUUUAACAAACGAUAAAGAAAAAAACAAAAAGAACAAAAAAACAAGAAAAAAAUAUUUAUUAACUUGAUGAAGCAUCUUAAGUGUUUGAAUGUUGUCUUAUAAAAACUAAUACAAACAAAUUAUAUAUGAAAAUAUAUUAUAGUAUAUAUGGAUAUGUAAGUUAAGGGCGUGUCAUUCCUAAAACAACAACAAACAGCAAGAACAACAAGAAAAACAAAACCGAAAAACACAAUAAAUAAGAAGCGUAUUUAAGCAGAUUGUGGGUAGAACAAACAUUUGUUUCGUUGUGCUUUUUACACGAAAAUGUUGAAAGUCCUUUCCCAAGGGUUCGUUCAAACGAGUUCGAGUUUUCGAGUUUUCGAAGGCCUGGUACAAAAGUUUCUAAACAUAGGUCUAAACCUCCUAAGGCACAGGCACUUUAGCACCCUCCAAACGAAGGACGAAGGACGAAGGGGCGGUAGAUGAGGGUCCUUCGGCCAGCUUCAAACACACACACACUUACACCCACUCACUUGGAUAUUUAUAUAUAUAUACAUACGUAUGACUAUAUAAUAUAGUGGCACCAAGAAAUAUGUAAUGUCUUAUUGUAGAAAACGGUUAUUGAUAUUUACACAUCAAGAUAAGAAAAAUGGAAGGAAGCGCGUAAAACAAAAAAGAAAAAACAUAUAUAUACAUAUAUAUACAUAUAUAUACAUAUAUAUAUAUAUAUAUGUGUAUGUAUACUUAACUAUAUAAGAAUGCUUUAAAUUAUACUCAGAACAAAAUAUAUACAAUAUACACUUAUAUAUAUUUACGAGAAUACGAGAAACCAGAAAUCAGUUAGGAACCUUUUUCUAGAAUGUUAUGUCUUCCCUUUGAAUCAAUUAAGCUAAACAACAAAAAACAACAAAAUGAUAGAAACAAUUGAUCGAAACCGCUUGACCAAAAACUAUAGUAAAAAACCAAAAGCAAUUGAGAGGUAAAUCAAAGCUUCGAUGGAAAAAUGAAAAUGAAAAUGAAAAUAAGAACGGAAAAUCUAAGAGUUAACUUUAGCACUGCAGCAGCCAAAAGCAAAAAAAAAAGAAGAACCUAAGAACCUAAUAACAUUGACAAACUACAAUAAGAUUGAACUCGAAUCUAAGCUAAAUAGCAUUAACAAAACACAAAUUCAACUCACGCAGAACAACCUGUUUCAUCCAGCCACAAAUUUACCUAAACUUACUAAACUUGGCAACUGCAACUGAAACUAAAUACAACAACCUAUGGUACUUAUUGACCCAAAACUUAUCCUAUAGUUUGCAGCAAACUCAACUCGAACUACCAACUACCAACUACAAACUACAAACUCAACUCAACUCAACUGAACUCAAGACAUUAUCUAAUAAGAAUCGAACCGUAUCUGGGUUCCCAUUAUCAUCUGUUGAUCGUUUUUUUAGUUUUCAGUUUUGACACGAACGAAAGCGUAAUUAUAUUUAUAGUUCGAAUUAUUAUAUCCUAACUAAUGACGUAAAUAAAUUUGACAAAUUAUAUAUACACACGCACAUAUGCCUAUAUAUGUAUACAUACAUACCUUUAAAGAGUAUAACAACAAGAACAAGAACAUGAACAUGAAAUUGCAAAUGAAAAUGAGGAAAAUCGCAGACUACUCAGUGCAACAGAUAAGACUAGAAAUUGAUUACCUGAACCUUGAGAACAAACGUUUGAGUUUUUAUUCUUAAUUUAACAAAGAAAAUCGAUGGAAGCGAAACCAUUACAAUUACAAUUACAAUUACAAUUACAAUUAAAAUUACACAAGCAAUAACAAUUGACAGAAUCGAGAUACUACUUUAAUCAGCAAUAAAAUUGAAGAAGUCAGUCAACACACAUACAUAUACUCGUACACACACACACACACACACACAUCUAGAGAAUCCUUGCCAGAAAUCCAGAAAGUAUAAAGCCCAUACUUCCAAUCUUCUCCUUUACAUUCAGCGAAUAGUUCAGUUCAGAACUAUGGAGAAUUAUGUCGGUUUCCAAAUAGUUUUGAAACAUUUUUUAUUAGCUCGAACACGAUUUUCGAAAAUCAGCACAACUAUAUGGCGUCCUAGAAUCUAAAGUCAAAUUCUUUGAAUAUUAUUUUUAAGUGGGAUUUUUGUGUAUUCAACCAUUAGGAAAGCUUUUGAAAUAUUCUAUACUGGGAUUGAUUGAUUUUCUCGAGUGUAGCACCCGUAGAGCCUUUUUUGUUUUUUCUUUGGCUUUAAUGGACCUUUUAUCCUGGUCAACUUGCUUCCCCUCCAACUUCUUUACAUGGUUGUGAACGAAAAAAAAAAAAAAAAUGGGCUAACAAAUUAGACCAAUUCCUCAAUUCUUCAUUUCGAUCUCAGCCAACUCGGUCGCACUUUUGAACCAUCUGAACACUCUGAGAAAAUAGGAAUAACAAUUGUUAGCAAAUUCGAUUCGUGUGCCCUCCUUUAAUGUCUUGUACUUGUAACCAAUGAUCAUAAUUAUACACAUAUAUCGACUAUAUUUACAAAUCAACAAUAACCGAAACCAAUUGUAUUGUAGUGCUAAAAACGGAUGUAGGAAUGCGAAACAAUUUUCCAGAACGCUGGAUAUGUCUUAGAUACUUUUGCUCAUUGGAUUCCAGAUGCGUUAGUGUAGCGGAAACCAACAUAUUUAAACAUAAAUAUAGCUAAUUGUGUGUAUUUACAUAUUAAAGUUUACAACAGCCAGCGGCAGUGGAUGAAAGUUACGAUGUCCUGUAGAAUUUUUGAAAGCGUUUUCGUAUUCAAACCAAAAAAAAACACAAAUUAUGGCCUAAAUAUGAAACUAGAACAAAAUAUAUACCUAUAUGUAUACAUAUGAAUUGUACUUCAAAUUAUGUCUAAAGCAAGCAACAACAACAACAACAACAACAAUUACAAGUGUCUGUAUUUUUUUUAAGCAAAACCAAAAACAAAAUAUAAAAAAAAAAAACGAAAAAAAACCCAUUGCAAUCAGGUACUGAAAUCAAAAUUUUUGUAAAUUAUAUAAAACAAAAGCAAGGAAUGGUUUUCGUCAAAAGGGAUAGAGAAACAAACUAGAACAACCGAAGAUAUUAUGAUAAAUGGUUUAUAGGAACUAGCGUUCAAUCGGCGAGUGAAGAGAAUAUUUGUAUUCGAUCCUUAUUCGUUAAUUCGAACAUUUCUGUAGCAUACUUAGCAGGGCAAAGAAAUCGCCGCGUCCUUGGGCCAAAAAAAUCCCGACACAAGGAACAGAAACAAAGGCAAGGAAAAUAAAUGAAAUGAUGAAAUCGAAAGAAUAUAAGGAAAUGAAACACUCAUAUUUAAAUACGUACAGCUAUAUACUAUUACUAGUUGUAACUUUAUGUCACUAAGUAGAUGCGAAAUCGGGGGAGAUGAAAAAUUGUCCAGACGUUCAACGAAACCAAAUGCAAUAUUUAAUUAUACAACAAAACUAACAUAGAACAAACAAGCGAGUAUAUGAAUAUAUAUAUAUUUUACAAUUGAUUUAUAUAACAUAUAAGUAAAUGCCACAUCAUUUUUCGUGUAAAGCCUAUUGAAUUGUUUGUUAAACAUUUUUUGAAACAUUUUCUUUACGAGAAAACUAAGAAUGGGCAGAAAAAAAAACCAUAAAAAAGCGAAAAAAAAAAAAUCACAGCUCACACAAAGUUACGCCAAAAGAAAAGAAAACCAGAACAAAAAAAAUUUAUAUACAUUUAUCGAAGGAAAAAUAUAUACAACAAAUAUAAAUUUUAGUGAUUAAUAUAAGCAAAGAACCAAAAUGAAAUAUUCAUUUUUCAAAACGCAAAUAACUCAAGUGUGGAGAAAAUGACAGCAAACAACACUACGAAAAUAGCCUUACCAUGUUUUCCAAACAAAAAAAACAAAAAAAAACUCGAUAACUUUUACAUUUUGCGUUUCAUUUUUUCCCAUUUCAUUUUAAUGUUCCAUCAUUCCAAAACGAAAUUGACGAGUAACGAAAAUAUUUUUACAAAACAUUAAAGAAAAGUUAGAAAACCGAAUAAAUAAUGAAAAACUAAACCUAAAAUGCAUAACGCUUCCGACAAUAAGCUUUGGCCACACUAUUGUAAUAAUAAUAUUGAAAAAAAAUGAAACCAAAACGGUUGAAAAUGAAUAUGGAAAAUCGAAGAUGAAAUGCAGUUUCAAAAAUGAUGUUUUUGCACUUACGAACGAAUACGGAAUUACAACGCCCAAUGAACAAAUUAAAGUAAAAAUAUAAAUAUUUGCCCAAUUUAGUCAACAGACAUACAUAUAGAUAACAAAAAAAAAAUUAACUAUGUACUUAUGUAGUAGCCUGGUUCUACUGUAUAUUUUUAUUAAAUGAAGUUGUAUUGCAGAAUCAGCAAAGCAAAUGUAUUUUCAUGACACGCAUUUGAAGCGAACAUAUCAAAACCGAAUACCGCAUACGAGAAUACGGAAAAUACGAAAUUAUCUAUAAAUUACCGAUACCGAUUACCGAUUACCGAUUACCAAUUAACGAUUACCAACUACCGAUUGGAUGUUAUCAGUGAGCGUAAAACCGUUGAACGUUUAGCCCCAAAAGCAAAGAAUUUCGAAAAUAACUAUAAAUUUUGGAAGCUGACAGAUAAACUAUGUACCGGCAGGUGUCUUGCAAAAUAUUCGCGAAUGAAAAUAACAUAAAUUAUAAAAAAUAACAAAUAAAAAAGAAAACUCGAGUUCUUAAGCUGUUUCAUCAUUUAUUAUUGACAAAUAUUUACAAGCGCAUUUAGGACGCGAAGUAUGUGAAGUAUAAUAUGCAAUUGAAACCAUAAUACCGCAAAAAGAUCUAACAAUUAUAACAAAUCAAAUGCGAGAUGAAUACGAAAAAUACAAAACAAAAAAAAAAAGAAAUCACACAAAACUGAAUCUAAAUUAAGCAUGAAUAUUUUUUGCUGUGUCUUAGUCCAUGUGUCGUAACGAAUUUAUUGAACUAAAUAUUAUACAUUAUUAAAAUUAAAGAAAAAACCAAAAACACAAAAAACCUAAACAAAAAAAUAUCUUAACAUUUUUUGUUUUAAACGAAUAGAAGGCAGGCAAUGAAAGAAAAUCUCUACAAAAUUAAGCACAAAUUUUUUCAGAAAAAAAAACCAACAAAAAAUUGAAAAAUACUAAGAAAUUGCCUUUUACUUAUAUUUUUUUUUUCUACUAUAACAAAUUGAAUUAUUAAUAAUAUACAACACACGCUGAAUUCAUUAAAGCAUACAAGCGCGCCUAAAAACAUCUGUGACUAAUGAAAAAAAAAAAAACAAAAAACAAAACAUAUAUAAUUGAAAAUCACGAGAAAUCACUGCAAUCGAAAAUGAAAAUGAAAAACUCCAAUAAAAUAAUCGUAAAAUGCGGGAGGUACAAGAAAUUGUUGAGCAACAUAUGGCAAAUACAUAUACUAGCUACAGUUUAACUAAUUAUUGAUAAUGGUACAUACAUUCUACAUAUGUACAGCCGACACUCACACUCACACACCCACACCCACACCCACACACAGACACAUAUACAUACAUAUACAGAUAUACCAGUACAUGCAAAACUUAGUUGUAUUUGUAUGUGGGAUCAUACUUGAGUAGAGAUUAGAAACCAAAAACCGACAAUUUAUACAUUAGUAUUUAUGCAACAAGCUACUUUUACUUACACGCCAAUGUGUGUGGUAUAUAGUACGAUAUAUAUGUAAAUAUAUAUUAUAUAUAUAUACAUAUAUAUUUAUAUAUACAAAAAAUAUAUAGGAGACAUUUGACGACCGUAAGCCCGAACACAGCAAUUUACUUAUAUAACAAACCAAAACAAACCAAGUUUCUUUAAAAACUAAAAAACCAAGAAACCAAAACAAACCAAUCCCGAAAAUGCAAAAGUUUUGGUACGAAAAACGAAGAACAAUUAUGUAAUCGCGGCAAAAGUUGAUGGCGAAGACCCCAUGAAAUACAAUAUAUAUACACUUAUUUAAAAUAUUUAACAAAAAAAAAAAAAAACAAAAACAAACGAUUUAUAUAUAUACAUACCACUAAAUAGUUUAAAUGUUUAUUUAUUGUAUUUAAAGAAGAUGAACGAUAAUGAAACCAAAUUUAAAUAAAACUAAUAACUCAAAAAACC